Messenger RNA from Caenorhabditis angaria, 3425 nucleotides. The record is from the annotation of a GenBank genome assembly. NCBI's taxonomy places the organism in Eukaryota, Metazoa, Nematoda, Chromadorea, Rhabditida, Rhabditidae.
UUGAUAGUUUUUGCAAACGUCAAGGUGAGAAUUAUCAUUUUUAAAGGUGGUUAAACAGUUAUUUCAAUUGAAACUUUUUUGUGAAAAAUAUUUGAAUGAUGAAAACCAGUAAAAAAAAUUCCGAAAAUUAAUAAUACAUUUCGAAUUUUGCCUCCAGCGGAUUUGUGUGUGCAAACACUGCAACGCACUUUUGCGUACAGUAGCAUUUUAACAUCAAUAUUCCAUUUCUAUCUUUUGAUUUCCAGGUUACUGUGAUCCAUUUUUGUGUCACAAAAAUCAAUCAAUAUUCAAAUACACAAGAACCAAAAAUGACAAAACCAACAUGUGCGCUCUAGCUCACACACACACACUUUUUUUCUAGAAGAAUUCUUCUCUGUGUGCAAACAAUUCCAAAGUUCCCAUCGGCUGAGCGAAUUCGAAAAUUAUUAUUUUAUUUUUCCACUUUUGCUAGACUCGAAAUUUUUUCUUGAUUUUCAUGAAUUUCGAUUACUUGAAAUAAAAAAUCAUUUUCUGCUCAUUUCUAGGUGCUCUUGUGUCUUUAACUCGCAGAAAAUUUCGGGUCGAAAUUUUUCUUAUCAUUUUUUUGGGAAUUGUGAAUUUAGUUUUCCGAAUUUUUUAAAAAUAUAUUAAAGAAAAUCUAUAGAAAAAUUAUCAUUUUUCAAUAACAUGUGAUAAUGUUUUUCUAAUUGACAUCAAUUACUUUCUAAUUCAGACACCAAUUACAUCACUCUGUAAUCAAUGUAAAUAAUGAAACACGAUAAAAAUCUUUAAAAUUUUAAAAAAUGACUAAUGAGGAUGACAAAGUUUUCUUAUCACUAAAAAGUGUGGAUGUUUCUUCCGGAAAACUUUUCUGAGAAUCUUUAAAAAAUCUUCGGGACUUUUUAGAUGAAAGUAAGUAUAAUUGUUUUUGCAGAUAAUUGAACAUCAUUCCAAUAUGAGAGUAUUUUCCGAGGUUACGGAUUUUCAAAUUGAUUUUCACGAGAUCGAAUCAGGCAAGUUGAUCGUUUUUUUCAUUAUAUUGUGGCCCCAUUUCUUCAGCAAAAAAUUUUUGCAGAAACACUGUAUCCAAACGGUUUACCAUCUCCACCAGGUUACAUUUUAUUUAACAAUCCUAAAAUUGAAAUUUUUCAAUUAAAUUUUUUUUUGCAGACGAAUAUCAUGUUCCUCAUAAUUCUGUCGCCAAUUCUACACGUGAGUUGUGAUUUUCAAUAGAGCGCUUAGCAUUUGAGAACAUUUUUAUGUUUACAGAAAAAGAUUACCAAGAUUUUUCACCACUUUUGAUGCGUAAGUUUUUAGAAACAAAUUUUUAGAUUCAGAAAAAAUUUUUUUUCAGCGCUUGAUGGAAAUUUUGAAGUUUCAAGUUGGAGUCAAACUCAUAUCGAUCAGACUGAAAAUCAUCAAUAUUUUCAAAAUGAUUCGAAUCGUAAGUUUUCACUGAAAGUCUGAUUUUUUCAACCUAAAAGUCCCUGGUAAAUUUACCGUUUCAAUAGAGCGCAUUUGCAUCUUUCCAAUUGUUCUUUUUACAGAAUUUCAAACAACUGAAAGUCCAACAACAACUCAACAAUAUCCAAAUGAGCUGAUUCAUUCAAAUCAACGUGAGUUCAUAUUUUGAAAUUUAUCAGAAAACACACAGUUUUCAAUAGAGCGCGUUUGCAUUUAAAUUUUUUUUUCAAGUUCUUUUUUUCAGAAUUUCAAGGUCAGCAUUUUCCGGCAUCAACUCAACAAACCGGUUUUGGUUAUCAAUAUUUACCACGUGGGUUUUUGUCGCAAAAAUGAAUUUUUCAAUUUUUUGUUUUUUUUUUAGCUCAACAACAAUAUCCAAAUCACCCGACAAAUCCAACUCAACGUGAGCUCAUUUUUUUUUGAAAAAUACCUGGAAAAAAUACAGUGUUCCAUAGAGCGCGUUUGAAUGUUUAAUUUUUUUUUUAGAAAUUCAACCCACUGAAAGUCAGCUUUUUCCAACAACAACUCAAACCGGUUUUGGUACCCAAUAUUUGUCACGUGAGUUUAUCUAGUUUUUGGCGCCAAAAAAUCAAGAUUGACAUUUUCAGCCCUGCAAACACAUUCAACAAUUGAGAACGAUUAUAAUGGACAUCGUGAGUUUGCAAAGGAGCGAAUGUGAAUUAUUUUGUUUCAAUUAUGUUUCAGAAUAUCAACCAAAUGGAUAUCAAAUUUACAACAAUCAGCAAGAUGUUUCUCCGUAUUUUGAAGGAAAUUCACGUAAGAAAAAGGGCUCGGACAGUUAUUUUGGACCACCCACGAAACCUCUGACUAUUUCAAUAAUUCAGUUUUUUUUUAGAAUUUCACGGAUCUCAAAAUUUCUCCUACCAAAAUGAUGCCAAUUAUCAUGCGCCACCUGGUAAGCUGAUUCUAUUUGCCACCUGGAUUUUUGUAGAUCAAUAAUUUUUUCAGUCAUUCAACAAGAUAUCCAAUAUGAUAAUAAUUUGUUUGUUGGUGAGUUUUUUAUUUAAAAACAAUUUAUAAUUAUCUAGAAUUUUUUGAAGAUUCGUCAGAAGAUGAACCAAGCCUCAACACAAUUGAAGAAACUCCAAAGAUCAUGAGAACUCGAGCAAAAAAAUCUGAAAUAGAAAUAAUGAGCAAAGAAGAGAGAGAAAUGAGAAGAAGGGAUCAAAAUAACAGCAAUUCAAAGAAGAGUUAUGAUAAGAAGAAAAUUGAGCUUCAGAAUUUGAAGAAUCUAUUCGAGAAAAAUAAGGAAAAGGUGGAGAAAUCGAAACAACGCUGUGGGGAUACGGUGAGGCUUUUUGAAUUUUGAAAUGCAAAAAAAACGGGAUAUAAUUGUAAAUUUAACAAAUUUUGCAGAUUGCAGACAUUAAUAAUGUCAAUGACUUUAUCAUAAAUUAUCAACCCACAAGCAAUCAACGCGAAUAUUUCAAUCCGCAGAAUGUUUUUGAACUUCAAUAUCAAAUCCAAGUUAUUGAAACUGAGAAGGAGGAUAAUCUCAUGGAAAUCAAGAAUAAUCAAAGUGUUCGAGAACUUGAGAAAAACUUCAAAACUGCUGUUGAGAAUUAUAAAUCUGCUGACGGAGAUGAAGAGUUAAAAAAUACAAAUCGAGGAACUUAUGGAACAAACAAAAAUCGAGCACAAUGGAAAAAAGAUAUGGCUGAGAUGAAAUUGAAAUUGGAGAAAAAUGAGUUGGAAAAUGACGUUUACAAGAAUUUUAAAAUGAAAAUCGAGAAUAUUAAGGGUUGGGUAAGCGAUUUGUCCAAAUUUUGAUUGUAGCAAAAUAUAAUUGUUUUCAGUACAAAGAAGAAUUCUCAACCUAUAUUCUAUCACAAAAAAUUAGUCUUGAUGAGAAGCAUCAAAUGAAUAAGAAGAAUUUAAAGCAAUUCGAAAAAAUUCAGGAAUUUUUCGAACUGCAAGAUCCGCUAUCCUACAACGAAUCUGCCAUUCUACAACAAAAAUAA